Messenger RNA from Alosa alosa (allis shad), 731 nucleotides. Its product is annotated as progonadoliberin-1-like. The transcript has 4 exons. NCBI's taxonomy places the organism in Eukaryota, Metazoa, Chordata, Actinopteri, Clupeiformes, Clupeidae. The coding region runs from base 367 to 690 and encodes 107 amino acids. Gene Ontology annotation, biological process: multicellular organism development. Gene Ontology annotation, molecular function: hormone activity. Gene Ontology annotation, cellular component: extracellular region. The record is from RefSeq and is a predicted model, not a curated record.
GAUUAUAUUUUUUUAUUAAAGGUUGCAGUAGAUGGAAAUCCUGCUUCACUACAAGAGAAAACGAUCAGGAGCAACUCAAAACUACCAUUGUACCUCCUUGCAUCUUGCGUUGACUUUUUGCUCAUUUGGCCUGGGUCAGAUUUUGCUCAUUUGGCCUAGGUCAGGCGCUCCCAAAGCUGAUCUCUUUGCACCAAAAUUUAUGUACAAAAAAAUGUUUUAGCGUCAUGCUGUGAGGAGCCACUCCAGAGUGCCUCUGAGGGUUCAGCGGAAGGUUUUGAUGGCUUAGAGCGCACUCAGACCCCUGCUGCUGUGUUUGAGACAGCACACCUGAGGUUAGAGGAAGCCCCGAUAUAUAAACCCCACGCAAUGCUAUUCCUCAAUCCACACAGACAGAACAAAGACGCUUCCUGCCUCUGCCACCUGAAAAGAAUGGAAGGGAAACGUGCCCUCCUGUGGCUACUACUGAUUGCUGCAGCGGCCUUUCAAUUGUCCGCCCAGCACUGGUCUCACGGCCUGAGUCCAGGUGGCAAGAGGGAAGCUCACACUCUGUCAGAAGUGAUGGAAGGUCUACCAAAGAGGAGUGCAUCGCUUUGUGGGAGUGAAUACAGGGACGGUUCCCCAUAUAAAAGGCCAGAUAGACUUGAACAACUGCUUAAUCUGAUGGAGGGAGAAAAUGUAGCUUAUGACUGAACAACAAAAAAUGAACAGAUUCAAUAAAACACUGCAGUGUC